CGAAUAAAAAACCAGCUUGCACCCGUAUGUGCCACCCAUCUGUUCCAUCACCGAGCAGUUCCAUAUUUCUUUUUGUCCCUUUCCACCAUGGAUUCCCUCCUCUCCUCAGAUAGCCCCUUCGAGGACUCUCGCUCACUCACGACUAGAUCCCGAGCAAGCAGCGGAGUGUCCUCGACCCAGAGCCUCUUUAACGACUUGCAGCUAGUGGCCUCUUCCCCUGGUUCCUCGCUUGAGCCUAGCCUGUCGACGCUGUCGCGAAGACUAGCAGCCCGCUCACCAUACGACAAUCCCGUGGCUGCCCACCAGGGUCUCGUGCGAAACCCGGUGUCCCAGUCGACCACUUCGACCUUUCCGCACCUGCCUGAGGUCCUCUUGAGCGCUGGCUGGUUCAACGUCGACACGUCGGCGCCACCAACUCAAGACCCGCCGCUGCUGAGGGUGGAUUCUGUAGAGGACUGCUCUCAACCACCCCGGACAGCCUCCUCAUCAAUACCGACCCCGCAAUCCGCCAACAUGAGCGCCGUCGCCACAUUAAACUUUGACCCCGUGUUCAGCAUGGGAAACAGGUCGUCUUACGGCUGGCCUGUUCUUGACUCUGGAAACAACAACGGUCUUCUAGGUCACGACCUCAGCUCCUAUGGAUCCGAGGCCAGUCUCACCCCUCCCAGUGGAACUAGCUCAGUGACUGCCAGCCCUCCGCGGAACAUGUCGGCAGAGCAGCGCGAGCUUAGGCGACAGAGGGACCAGGCCCGCCGCGACACCAAGAAGGCGGUCCGCAUCCGAAGGGCAACUGGCAGCAGCUAUGGAGGCUCGCCGCCCGUCAGCAUGGUCGAUAUGGCCUCGCCCACGAACCUUCCCGUCUACACCACCGGCCCGACCCAGAUCUCUCUCCUGACCGAGCCGACAACCCUGGCUUCCACCUCGUCUUACAGCAUGCCGACGUACGCGACCUCGCUGCCCACGGACCCGCAGACCCAGCCCCUGUUCUCCGCGCCCUACCAGCCGCACACCUCCUACCUGGGAGAAUACCAGCCCGCGUACACGACGACACCGCCUAGUCUGCCAUCACAAUACGGCCGCACCGCCAUGUCCCACGACCAGCAAAGCAUGAUGUACUCGACCAUGCCCGUCAUGGGUGGCGGCCCAGGGGCCAUGGUGCCGCCAGCGCCUUCUUCAGCCUCGUCACCGCCCCACAGCCACCACGAGGCGGGCGGCAACGUGAGGGUUGUUGGCGGCCGGCCCAAGCCGCAAUGCUGGGAGCACGGAUGCAACGGACGCCAGUUCUCCACCUUCAGCAACCUUUUGAGGCACCAGCGCGAGAAGUCGGGCCAGGCGGCCAAGGCAGUCUGCCCCAACUGCGGUGCAGAGUUCACCAGGACUACGGCGAGGAACGGACAUCUGCAACACGACAAGUGCAAGCAGCGCCGCAGCACAUGA
This is a messenger RNA of Gaeumannomyces tritici R3-111a-1, 1437 nucleotides long. RefSeq lists its product as hypothetical. NCBI's taxonomy places the organism in Eukaryota, Fungi, Ascomycota, Sordariomycetes, Magnaporthales, Magnaporthaceae. Bases 88 to 1437 code for a protein of 449 amino acids. The record is from RefSeq and is a predicted model, not a curated record. The transcript has 4 exons.